ACACGCCGACAAGCCACCGUAUCCAGCAAUUAGUACUUUUACUCAUAACGAUUUUUACUUUCCACACUGCACUAACCAGACAAGCCCUUUUCAAACGGUCGAAAGCCGCUGCGCGCGCCAGUUGCCCUGCGCCGACGCAUGGGGAAAUUGUUAUAUAUGUACUAACGUGCCGUUGCCUUUCAAAAGGCGGCUUUAAAAAAAUAAAGUGUUGUUGGAGUUUUGGAUUUAGACUUUGCGUUUUUGUUUUGAGAGCAGUUAAAGUUGGAUAGCUAAAACUGGACUGAAUUUCGCAGUGUUUAUUUUAAAUGGUUUAUUGACGACAGGAAAACAACACUGAACCUGAGAAUUAUCAAGAUAUGUUAGCAGACUCCAGAAGCGUACAACCCGCCGAAAUGCGUUGACGUCAACCAACAAUGAUCCGCGGGGUGACGUGAACAUGGCUUGCUAUGUCUACCUCCAGAAGGUUCUAGACAUGGACAGAGAGUGCAGAGAAGAUAACGAGUGAUGAUGAAAAUGGAGAGGUUGCGGAUGGAGAUCCUUUGGGUUGCUGCUAUCAUUCAGUUUGCAAUGUGUACCACAGCAACAAACGAUAUCUCGACCUCAGUACAGACGGACUCAGGCGCAUACGCGUGGAGCGCAUGGGGUGCUUGGAGCCCGUGUUCCAGGACGUGCGGCGGUGGCGUGGCCGUUCAAAAGCGCGAGUGCUUGCCCAGGCCUGGGUCCACUAAUACGACGCUUCCAACGCCGACCGUGCGGGUAUCCAGGCAAACCCGCGGCGCGGACUGCGUCGGGGUCGCGAGGAGAUAUCACCAGUGCAAUAUGGCUCCAUGUCACACUGGGGUCGCGAGUGCAUCAGACAUGCGAGCCGAGCAGUGCUCAGCGUAUGAUCGCCGGCCGUUCCGGGGGCGGUUUUACACCUGGGUCCCUUAUAUAGACGGCGAUUCUCCAUGCACCCUGAACUGCAGACCUCUUGGCAAGCAUUUCUACGCUUCACUAGCCCUGGUGGCGGAUGGAACUCCCUGCACCAGGCCUAGUCUCCGAGCCAUUUGUGUCCAGGGGUCUUGUAAGGUAAGAGUUAAGGACCCAUUGACUAGGCUUUACCUCUUGGACGAUAUAAACCAUCAGUAUCUGAGUCUUCAGCAGAAGCAUUUCUACGCUUCACUGUCCUUGGUGGCGGAUGGAACUCCCUGCACCAGGCCUGGUCUCCGAGCCAUUUGUGUCCAGGGGUCUUGUAAGGUAAGAGUUUAG
Molecule: messenger RNA, 1248 nt
Organism: Cydia splendana
Lineage: Eukaryota; Metazoa; Arthropoda; Insecta; Lepidoptera; Tortricidae
Product: thrombospondin type-1 domain-containing protein 4-like
Exons: 7
Coding region: 505-1248 (247 amino acids)
Biological process (GO): extracellular matrix organization; proteolysis
Cellular component (GO): extracellular matrix
Molecular function (GO): metalloendopeptidase activity
Source: RefSeq, a predicted model, not a curated record